GACCUGAUGGAUGGCGGACAUCAACAUCAGACUUAAACUAGAUUUAAGGAAAGUAUUGAGGUCCGUGUGUGCGCCCUUAGUUACAAUUUCCAACGACGCUACAACAUAGGUGCGUUGUCUGGAACAGAAGAAGGAGAGAGAGAUAGAGAGGGAGAGUGAAGUCUGGAGUGAGAGAAACAGAUUAGGAGGAAGAAAAAGAAUGGGAAGAUCCACUUCUUGUUUCAAAAUAAUCACAUGCGGUGGCGGUUCAGCUGAUAAAGAUGAUCUCCAAGCUCCUGAGAACAAGAAUUCAACUGAGGGCUGCGGAUGGAGUUUCCGGAAGAGAUCUGUCCGUCAUCGAGUUCUAAGCAACACUAUCAUCACUGAAGCCUCUUAUUCUGCAAAUAAGGAGAGCACAGAAUCUGCCAGUCUUAACUUCCAAUCGCCUGAUACUUCCACUGUUCCAGAUAAAAUCUCUGUGAUACAAUGCACUGAUGAGAAGCCACACUUGUCAACUUUUGCAGACUCAAAAGUAUCUGAGACUUUUGUUGUUGCCAUGGAUGAAAGUGAAGUUGAUGCCCAACUUGAAGAGUCUGUUGUUAUUGUCAUACAGGCUGCUGUCCGAGGCUGUCUGGCCCAAAGAGAACUUAUCAAACUGAAGAACUUAGUUAAGUUGCAAGCUGUUGUUCGGGGGCACUUAGUCCGGCGGCAUGCUGUUGGAACCCUACGAUGCAUACAAGCCAUUGUCAAAAUGCAAGCACUUGUUCGUACUCGCUGUGCUCGUUUGAUGCAAGAAGGGUCAUAUACGGAAGAGAAGAUAGAUGGGAAGCAUGAGAAGGCUAUUUUAAAGACCUCGGGGAAAGGAAAUUCAAUAACCAAGCCAGAUAUAGCUUACACUUCCAUUGAGAAGCUGCUUAGCAAUAGGUUUGCUCGCCAGCUAAUGGAAUCAACACCAAAGACGAGGCCUAUCCACAUCAAGUGUGAUUCUUCAAAACCAAAUUCUGCUUGGAACUGGUUGGAGAGGUGGAUGUCCGUUUCAUCAACAGAACCAACUCCAAAACCAGAGUUAACAACUGAGCAGCAAUUGGAAAUAGAGAAAAGUGGGGAUGUGGUUACUGAAGUGGAAGCUGCAGUUCCAUCUGAAGGUUUUUGUGAGUCGAAAGAUUCAAAGUCCAAUAUACAGGAAACUAUUCUGCCUUCUGAAACUGAAGAUAAUUUGGUAACUUAUGAUGCAGAUGACUUUAAGUUUCAGGAACACCAUCUAACCUCUUCUUUAGUAGGAGAUAAUUCAGAGCAGCCUCAGCCCAAGAAUAUUAGUGCAUCUGAUGCAAAAGAGCCAUCAAUAGACACAAAUUCUCUCCCAAAUCAAACAAUGGAAUCUGAUGUAAAUUGUCAAAUGGAAAUUUCUUGUAAGGCAGAAAUAGAAGGUGAACAAACUGAUCAACCCAAACGAUCUAUGAAAAGGUAUGCCUCUGAACAGCCAGAGACUGAAGGAAAGAAGUUUGUAUUUGGAUCAAGAAAAGUUAGCAAACCUGCAUUUAUUGCUGCUCAGUCCAAGUUUGAGGAACCAAGUUCAACAGCUAAUUCAAAUAGAUCACUCAGUUCAUCAUAUCAAGAUGGUGGAGUUGAAUCAAAUAUGGACACAAUUUCAUGUGGGACAGACACUGUAAUGAGGACAAAAGCUCUCAACAUGGUAGAAAACUCAGUCCCUAAUAAUUCGAGGGCUCAAUAUGGUGGCUCUGAAUGUGGUACUGAACUUUCUGUUACUUCCACUCUUGAUUCACCUGAUGUAUUUGAAGUUGGAGCAGCAGAAUGUGAUCAUGAAGCCAAAUCUACAGAGAAAGAAAAUCCUAAGAGCACAGAAGAUGUAGUUGUCGAAGUCAAGAAUGCAUCUACUGAUCUGGUGUCAAAUUUGUCCGACCGUAUAAUGAUUCAACCUGAGCAACUUGAUAGUGUCAUAGGUGAAGCUGCGGAUUCAAUUGUAGCUACAGAUUCCCGGCAUAUUGAGAUGAAGCCAGAGAGAAGUGCUUCUGAUGUUCAAAGAGAACUGGAUUCUGAGGCAGGUGGUCCAACAUAUAGGUCAAGCCCAGAAGCUUCUCCGAGAAGCCAUAUAGCUGUUCCAGAAUCCCAAGGAACACCUUCUAGUCAGGUUUCCUCAAAAGAUAAAAGGAACAAGGCAGACAAGAGUGCUUCAAACCAAAAACGCAAGUCCAUUUCAGAAAGUAAGCAAUCUCCAACAAACCCAAAUCAUGAUUCUGGUGCAAGAAGUAGCGUGGAACAAAUGCCUAAAGACCAGAGGAAUGGGAAGAGGCGCAAUUCUUUUGGUUCAGCAAGACCCGAUCCCACUGAUCAAGAACCUAGAGAUGAUGGUAGUAGUAGUAGUAGUUCUCUCCCUCAUUUCAUGCAAGCCACUGAAUCAGCUAGAGCCAAGAUCCAGGCAAAUAACUCACCAAGAUCAAGUCCAGAUGUGCAGGACAGAGAUUACAUCAAGAAGAGACAUUCUUUACCUGGUGCAAAUGGAAGGCAGGGUUCUCCACGCAUCCAGCGAUCAAUGUCUCAAGCACAGCCUGGUGCAAAGGGAAAUGGCAGCCAUGUAAUUCACGAAAAAAAAUGGCAGAGGUGAGAGAAUUCAAGGUUGAUGAUGGGCACAAAAAUGGUAAUUAAACCGUCAAGGAAAAACUCAGGAGUUGAUUGUUGAUCUACCUUGACAGGUUUUUCUUUUCACAUGGAUGGCAUUUUAGUGGCAUGCUGGAGAUGAGAAGUUUCGUGGGGAAAGGAGAUAUAUAGAAGUGUAUAAGGAUUUCUUGUAUAUUAUAGCAUCCAAAGAAGUUGACAUUAUUUGCAAACUUUUUUUUUUAAUUAUGUUGGAGAUGCGGUUGUGUGUUUGUUGCAUAUUAUUCUGGGUGAUAUUAUUGAGGCUUGUUAAAACAUGUUUUGGUUUAUGUAUAUGGAACCGAGUAUGGAGAGCUUCAAAAUGCUGCCUCUGGUUUUGCCUUCUCUAAUAAAUUCUUUUUAUUUC
Molecule: messenger RNA, 2998 nt
Organism: Hevea brasiliensis (rubber tree)
Lineage: Eukaryota; Viridiplantae; Streptophyta; Magnoliopsida; Malpighiales; Euphorbiaceae
Product: protein IQ-DOMAIN 32
Exons: 6
Coding region: 200-2602 (800 amino acids)
Molecular function (GO): protein binding
Source: RefSeq, a predicted model, not a curated record